CGCGGUCUCCGCCACGGCGGCCGCCCAGGAGCUGGGGGAGGACGGUGGCCCGCGAGGCUCGCCGCAGACAACGCGGCGGCGAUGUCCCCGAGCCAGGCGGGUGCCGCGGCGGCAGCGGCGGGCCCUCGCGCGCGGCCAGGCGGCCUGGGCUUCGGCCUCCCUCCGGUUCCUAGGACGCGGGCCGGCGGCCAGCGCGGGAGCAGCGGCAGCAGGAGCGAAGGCUGCGGCGCGUCUCUCUCCUCCCGAGCAGCCUAAGCCCCGGGAGGCCAGGCGGACGGGGUGGUGGCUGGCGGGGGUCCGCUGCCCGAGAAUGGGAAUUCUCUUCACCAGGAUAUGGAGACUGUUCAAUCACCAGGAGCACAAAGUUAUCAUUGUUGGGCUGGAUAAUGCAGGGAAAACUACCAUCCUUUACCAAUUUUCUAUGAAUGAAGUUGUACAUACAUCCCCUACAAUAGGAAGUAAUGUAGAAGAGAUAGUGAUUAAUAAUACACGAUUUCUAAUGUGGGAUAUUGGUGGCCAAGAAUCUCUUCGCUCUUCCUGGAACACUUACUAUACUAACACAGAGUUUGUAAUAGUUGUUGUGGACAGUACAGACAGAGAAAGGAUUUCUGUAACUAGAGAAGAACUCUAUAAGAUGUUAGCCCAUGAGGAUCUAAGGAAAGCUGGAUUGCUGAUUUUUGCUAAUAAACAAGAUGUUAAAGAAUGCAUGACUGUAGCAGAAAUCUCCCAGUUUUUGAAACUAACUUCUAUUAAAGAUCACCAGUGGCAUAUCCAGGCAUGCUGUGCUCUCACUGGCGAGGGAUUAUGCCAAGGACUGGAAUGGAUGAUGUCACGACUUAAACUUAGAUGAUCUCUACUGACUUAUUCUCAUAGACUUUAUAUAAACGAAGUGCUGGACUUUACCUGAAAGCUCCAAAAAUUAAUGGUUCGGAUAUAUUUAUAGUAAACUGAUUUAAACUUUUUCUAUAAGAAGAAAAAUUAAGACCACUUAUUUGAAAACGAAGAUGAAGCCUCACCUUCCAAUUGCUUUCUCAUUAGUUUCUUCCAAAGCCAGGUCUUAAAGCUGUGAUUGACAUUUUUCUCCUAAUGAAUCCUCUCAAGACAUUGUAUAGCCUGUGGUAAGUACAAAAGGAGAGGAAGACAUUUUUUAAAACUUUAAGAGCUUUAUUAUCAGUAUAACCCUCUUUUGUUGAAUGUUCUCUUUUUGUUCCAUUAAGUCAAAAUAUAAAUCAGCACAGAUAUUCAGUUUCUGGUAUUUUAAAAUGUAAUGUUACUAAUGAAAAGUAUUUUGCAUUUGUGUAUGUAUUGUGUAUAUACCUCAACCUCAAGUUAAUGGCUUUGAUUUAUGUUCUAAAGAAAAGUGAAUAACAAAAAUUAAUAAUAUUCUUAAGUAUAACAAUAAUGAAAUGAAUACUGGCAUUGGUUUAAGUGCCAAUUUGUACUUUUCCCCUAUGCUCUCUGCAUUGUACUAAUCAACCCCCAAAAUCAUUGAGCUGCUCUUUAAAAAAAGAAAGAAAAAAAGUUUGACAUUGGAUACCUAUGUUUUGUUGUUCUUCAAAUCACAUACAUACAAACAUGUAAUCCAGUGAGUGGAAUAUCUAUCAAGUUCUUAGAAUUACUAAUGGGCACAAUUGCACAUUGAGCAGUUAUCUGAUUGUUCCCUUUAUGAGACCGUAUGCCAUCUAAAUUACUGAGUAAAUUGUUAAUCCAUUAAUCAAUUAUUAACUGUGAUUAAAAUUACCAACUGAUUUUCAGCAUUAAUGGAAAACUGUUGUGUGAAAUGUCUAUCCAGAGAAGUGUCACCUUAUAAAUAUUAUCAAAUAAUUUAGCUAGAUUCUUCUUAAGUAUUAAAUUAUUUGUCAAGCAUUUAAAGUGAAUUUGAAAUGAAAAGUAAAGCAUAUUUUCCAAGCAACAAAGAUAAAUUAUUAAUUUGAACAUUUUUAAUUCUUAACUUUUGAAAUAGUUUGAGAUUUUUUAUUUCUAUGUUUUCUUUUAUCUUCUUAUAACACAUGAAUGUAUCAUUUGGCAAGUAUAAAAUACAAAUUUUUUUAGUGCUUUUAAGAAUUUGUUUUAAAAAUUGAUCAACAUAAUGCAUUAUUUUUUCUAAGAAAUAACUUGCCCCAAAACACCUUCUAUGUUCAUGUAGGUUUUUGUUUUUUUUUUCAAUAUCUGAAAAGUCACAAGUAUUUCUGUUGUAACUGUAAACACUUACCUAACUAAAUGUGUUCAGAUAUAUUCUUGAAUAUGCAGUCCCUGAAAAUCUGAACAGUAAUCCAAGCUGGCAUGUUUUAGAAUAUUCAAGAAAAAAAAUAAUUCCUUUUAAUACCAGCCUUUUAGAUUUUGUGAAGAUUUUGAUGAGGGAUAAAAGUAUAUACUGUAAGCAUUGACAAAACUUUAGAAGUUCCUUUCUACAAAAUUAAAAUGUUCACUAUCUAAGUUCAACUUGGGCAUAGGAGAUGAUCAGUGUUUAAUGUUGAAUGUUUUGUGUUUUAUAUUUAUAUUAUAAUGUUCAAAAUGCAAGUAUAAUAUUUUAUUAUUUGUCAACUUUUACAAAAGUAAAUUCUAAAUUACUAAGCUUUAUUUGUUCAUAUGUUCUCAUACUUUUUUCAAAUAACUAUAAGGAAUUACUUGUUAUAUAUUAAAAACUCCUUUAAAACCCAAAUAUAUAUUGUAGGUAUUGCAGUUUCAUCAGAGAAAAAUAUUCUAUACAGUAGCCCAACAAAUCCACACCUUUUAUCCUUUUUAUUUAUUUUUUUGUUUGUUUUUUGUUAAUUCUCCCCCAAGGAUAUUUUUCUAUUGAUUUUUAGGGAAAGUAGGAGAGGGAAAGACAGAGAGAACCAUCAGUGUAAGAGAAACACAUUGAUUGGUUGCCUCCUGCCUGGGCCCUGACCAGGGCCUGGGCUGGGGAGGAACCUACAACCAAGUACCUGCCCUUGAUCGGAACUGAACUCGGGACCCUUCAGUCCGCUAGCUGACGCUCCAUCCACUGAGCUAGGGCUAUCCUUUUUAUUUUUUAAUGUGAAAAACCAUGUUCACUCUCUUGGAUUGCAGCCACAUCAGUUCAACAAUAUACCAGCACAUUCCCUUGUCAUCAAGGUGUUGGCUAAAAUUUAUUCUAAUGGGGUGUUUAAAGCGUACACUACAUUGUUGCAGAUGGUUUAGCGUAAAAGAUUAUUGACAUGGCAUCAUGAGAAUGCAUGAAAUCUUAUACCACAUUUGCAAAACAUGAUUUUUUGUUAUGUUAUACUAUUCUAGGCUAAGCAUUGGAAAUGUGUUACCUAUAUACUUGUACAUAAAACCAAAAUUAAAAUUCAUGUAUGAAAAUGCAUCAAAAUCAUUUUAACAGUGUUAAUUUUAAGAUGGAGAGCAUAUUGGCAGUUUAUAUGUAGUUUAAGUGGACUUAAGCAAAGGGCAAUGCUUUUGGUUUUAAUACGCUACUCUUGGCUAUAAUCAAACAUUUUAUUUUGUGCUCAACUUUGAAAAGAACAAAGCUUCAUACCUCAGUACAUGUGGCUGGAUUUAAAUAUCCCAUGUUUGCUACUAAUUUUGAAAGUCAUAUGACUUCUCUUGAUAUCUUGGUACAAUAGCCAUAUGGUAUAAGCAUUUAAAUAAGUUAAAUUUUGCCAUACUAGCAUUUAUAAAAUAUACCUUACACAGUAUAUUGAGUUGUUUGAAAUUUUCAGUUCUAUCUUCUUUGGCUCUCACAAUGGGCAAAGAAUACAACGAAGGCAGGUAAUUUGGGGGCCAGGGGGAAGUUGGUAGGGAACAUGACAUUUUGCCUUAAGAAUAAAAAAUGCCAGUCAGCUUUAGCACUGUUGACUGGCAUUUUUAAUGCAGGUAAAGUGAUUUUUAGAAGUGUAGCACGCAAUAGAAGAGUUUCUGGUAUUUAAAAAGUGCCUCGUAGGUAGUUACAGUGAUAUCACAGAGGAGAGUCAGGAAGUCCCUGAGAUAUUCUUUUCACUUUUUGUCUGAGUGUAUAGUAUUAAGAUGCCUAGAGGUGGGAUUCUAUUAUACCCUCUGUUACAGGCACUUUACAUUUAUUGCUGUGACUACAGCAACCACAUACAGUACAGACAACCUCGAAAUCUGUUUAUAUUAGUGUAAAUAGAAAAACUAGACAAUUUUCUAGUUUUCUCUGCAGGCAUUUUUGGGAAUAUAUCUGUAGUGCGUUCUGCUUUGUAUAUAGGGGACAGCAGCACAUCCCAGAUUAUCUAUGGGCUUUGGGGUCAUUGUCUCUCAGUUGCCCAGUUGUAUUUUGGCAUCGAUCCAUCUUUCACAGCGGGGUAGAGACAGGUUUCUUUGCAUGACUUAACUUUGAUCCCUCCCACUGUCUAAAUAUAAUCUGGAACUUCUUGCUUCAGGAUCAGCUUUCUCACAACUCAGCCAUCCCUUGCUCUCUGGUAUCUUGAUUCACCAACAAAGAUAUGUUAUCUGUCCUGGAGGUAUUCUAAAAUUCCCUGUAUCCAUUGUUCCCCAAACCACUAGUGUCUAAGUAGGUUCUCUAGUUCUUUGCUAUCCUCUCACAACUGGCUUGAUUCAUAGAUUGGUCUUUGCUCGUUAGAAAGUAUUGUCAGACUUGUCAGUAUUGUCAGAGCAAUACUGGCUUGCUGUGUAUUCAGCAUACAAAUGCCAUAGUAGAGUUUUUAAAAUUAUCCCGUAUUUAACAUUUUAAUGCUUCUUAAUUUUAGCUUCACAUGCUGAAAAGUAGAUUCAGAAAGAUAAGAGAACUAUCUUUCUGACUCUGCCAGCUCCUUGACCUAAAAAGUUAGAUAUGGAAAGAAUUACAUGAUAUGAAUAUUGUUUUCCCAUUACCAAAAAUGGGUCCCAUUUUGGAGAGUACCAGUACAAAUAGUUUCAGUUGGGAAAAUAUGUCAAGCCAAAUUUAUGAAUAGUGUUUAACCUGAAGACAUCUUUACAUCCAUAAAACCACAGGCCACAUUUCGUUUUUUUCCUUGUGUUUACUUAAAAAAGAUAAACAUUAGUUGCCUAAAGGAAUUAGUAAUGAGAAAUUUAUCUUUACAAAAUAAACCUGUUGAAAUGGGCUUUAAAAGAUAUAAAAAUCAUCAACUGUCAUGUGCUGACUCUGUGUAGAUACAGACAUAAUAUAGAAAACACUUUUUUCAAGUUCUGCUUAUACAAAAAUAAAACUUCAGUAUCAUGCUCCCUCAAAGGAUGUGUGAUAAUUUUAAGAUCUAGUGAAGUAAAGAAAGACCAUUUUAAAACUUUGGAUGCUAAAAAGUAACCGCUUCUAUUAAACCCUAAAAUUGUGUGUGGGAUUGUAAAGAAAUUGUACCAGGAUACAGAUGGGUUAAUUAUGCAGUAUUUCUUAUCAGUUGUCUAGCCCUGUAUGUUCUAAAAGCUAAAGCUUCAAUCUUUAUGGUCUUGCCUGCUAGGUAGUUUUUUGGUAGAAAAUCCCCAUAGUCUGUACUCAAGUGCCUAACAGUGAUUCGUGUUGAUUUGUAAGUCCUCUAAUAAUUGUGGGGGUGUGCUUGGCUUACUGAUGACACAGCCCUGAGAGUUUCUGAUUCUCAAUUUGUGCUUUAUUUGAGUAAAAAGCCUUGAAAUUAAAAAGACCCAUCAUAACCUUCAACAAACCAGUUUAAGGAAACAUGAGUGAACCCAUUUUUUCUCUUUCCUAAUGCAAGUAUUUUGUGACCCUGAUGUUAAUGUGGGAACUAGAAAACAACUCUAUUUCAGUUUUUAAAAAUUGUUUAACACACAGAAAAUUAAAUUGUGUUGUAAAACCUUAGUAAAAGUUGGUUGCUUUUCUAAGAGUAGCCUCUUAAUUCUCAUAUUCAGUGUUUAGCAGUUUUGAGUCAUACAUAUCAUUUAGAUCUUAAGCCAUAUUGUGUGUGGACACCAAAAUCCUCCUUCUGUUUAGAUUCUACUUAGAAACCAGAGUUUUUGAAGCACCCUUUUAUGGUUUUCAUACAUUGUUUCUAUUUCUUUUUUUCUUUUUUUCAUUGAGUAUGACUGUAAAGUCUAGGGGCAAAGACUUGACUGUAUUUUCAGUAAGUUACAAUUACAUUGUGUUCAUAUUUUAAAUCAUCUUGCAUGGAAAAUGAAAUAUGCGUAUGAUUUUAAAUUACUGAAAUGUAUACUCUCUUAUCUUCCCCCAAACUUCUAACGUCGGCGAUAUACAGAAUUUCUCUAUUAAUUUUUGCUUGAAACUAGUUCUAUAGAUUCAAAUAGCCUUUUCUUACAUUGUGUUCCUUGAGGUAAGGUGAUACCUGCAGAGCACUUUUAAAGAUAUUUUCUGGGUGAAUGUUCAACAUAACACAUUGUGGGGGAAAGUAUAAUCAUGUCUAGUGAGGGCUUUUUUUGGUUGAUAGAGAUGAAAAAAUGUAUACUAAUUUUUAUCUGUGCUUAAAAUACAUUUUACUAAUUAUAUUGAUUUUAAAUAUGACAAAUUCUUAUAGAUAUUAAUCGCCCUUAUUGUAUUUUCCUGGUGAAACCUAUAUGAAAAUGUGUUCCAGCUAGUCUCUUUGUAUAACUGCCCCUGUCCAGUUGAGCUCUAUGUAUAUCAACAUAAUUGAAAUCGCAUUUAAUAUAACAAACUAGAAAACCUUUUGAAAAUGUUUAGGUUUGUUUUAUUUGAAUUUCUAAUAUGGUAGAAGGUUUUGAUUCAAAAAUUGUAUGAAAGAAGAGGCAGAAAAUGUAUCUUGUCUAUUAUUUUAUGAACUUGUAUUUCUCUGUGUUCUAGGGAAGAUUUUACACUCAGGAAUGAUGCAAAAAGUGAUGCUCUUAGAGCAUUUGGGUGCUUUCAUGUUUUUUCAGUGCUGAUGUGGUAGGUACCUAGGGAGAUGAUGCUUCAGGGCUUCUUGAUAAGAACUUCCUGAAUGGUUGGGGGUAUUUAUGAUUGCGCUCAGGAUGGGAGGGAGUGGUGGAUUGGAGUAGGGACCUCUCCAUUGGUAAAGCAGUACAAUCAAUUCUUUGCAAGUGUGUUACUUCAUUAUACUUCUGACAACAUUCUUGUGUUCAUAACUUACUGAAAUGUUCAACUACGGAAAUGUAAGGCAUUGGGUCAGGUGACCAGUACUAGGACCUUGUUCAUAAUGAAAUAAAGGAAUGAUACCAAGAUAUAUUUCGGGGAAAAUGACAAGAUUUUACUGGAGAAUUUCCAUGUUUAAUAUGUACAUUAACUUUUUUUAAAAGUUGCAUGUUAACCUGGGAUACAGUAUUGUCUCUAUGCUUUACUGAGUAAAAAGAAAGAAGAUUUGAGUUAAGUUGUUACUCUGUUAUGUACUAUUACAUACACCUUUUCUUUUAGAAAGGGCUAAUUAUAAUUACUAUUCACACA
Messenger RNA from Myotis daubentonii (Daubenton's bat), 7300 nucleotides. It is a transcript of the gene ARL5A, whose product is annotated as ARF like GTPase 5A. Gene Ontology annotation, molecular function: GTP binding; GTPase activity. The record is from RefSeq and is a predicted model, not a curated record. Lineage: Eukaryota; Metazoa; Chordata; Mammalia; Chiroptera; Vespertilionidae.